AUGGCGAGCCAUAACAGCAUCUCCGACAACAACACCACUAACCCCGCACUGCCCAACGUCCUCAGAGGCACCCUCGUCGGCCUUUGUGAGCACUACAUCGAGCUCAGCAAGCAAUGGCGGAACAUCGGCGCGCGGUACCACCACCUAACCCUCUCGGCGCGCACAUCCAACGCCACCACUGAAUCCGAGCGCGCGAUGCUCGCCCUCAUCAGCAAGCACUUCUGUCCGAGCGACAGCGACAUCGCCGUAGCGCGCACGCUUGAGCACGACAAUCCCGAGAUUUGGCGCGCCCUGAACGACACCGAGGACCUCUUCCCGCGUGACCUUGUGCGUAUGACGGCCACCGUGAUGCAAGAAGCCAAGGCGCGCAUCGUCGCGCUGCUGCGGAUGCUGGAACAGAUGCAGGAGUGCUACGACGCCAUUGCCGGGGCUGUUGACGCGUUGCUCCUCGUGCCUGACUCUGUGCACCCGCUUAAGGAGCUCCCGGAGCACGAGCGCGAAGAGAUGAGGCGCCUCAUGCGCCGCUGGGCGUACACGCUGCCAGAGAUGCGUAGACAGCUUGAUGGGGCUGCGGAUGGUGAGGAGCAGGAGGCGCUGUUGAAGAAGCUGGGUAGUCGCUUUUUCAGUUUGGAGGAGAUGGAGGGCUUGGAGAUUCUACGCGCUACGGGGAGGCACGAUUUGAGUGCUGGUCAGAAGCAUAAUGUGCGCGUCUUCUUUACGGGGUUUGCGGAGCCGCGGAUCCUUGAGUCGUGA
This is a messenger RNA of Aplosporella prunicola CBS 121167, 753 nucleotides long. RefSeq lists its product as uncharacterized. The record is from RefSeq and is a predicted model, not a curated record. The transcript has a single exon. Bases 1 to 753 code for a protein of 250 amino acids. Lineage: Eukaryota; Fungi; Ascomycota; Dothideomycetes; Botryosphaeriales; Aplosporellaceae.